Molecule: messenger RNA, 2969 nt
Organism: Malaclemys terrapin pileata
Lineage: Eukaryota; Metazoa; Chordata; Testudines; Emydidae
Gene: CD244
Product: CD244 molecule
Exons: 11
Coding region: 1429-2550 (373 amino acids)
Biological process (GO): natural killer cell activation involved in immune response
Cellular component (GO): external side of plasma membrane
Molecular function (GO): MHC class I protein binding
Source: RefSeq, a predicted model, not a curated record
GGCUCUGGUUUGUGCUAGUAGAAAUGGCUUUUCUAAAUGGCUGUUCACAGCCCGUCCCUGCUCCAUGAGGCGGGCUGGCUAGUAUCACCCCAGCUGGGUGCACGCACCCUCUGGCAUUGGGGUAAAACACUUCCAUGGAUUGCUGGAUGCUCCAUUUUCCCCAUCUGCCCCCCUGGAGCGUUUUCAUUGAUAGCCUGAUUUCGUCUCUCAUGACUGGGGUGCAGAGGGGCCACUGCAGACGUACGAUCCCAACAUACUUUUCUAAGUUUGUCGGCAUUUUGCAGCCUCCUCUGGGGUGGAAUGGGCCAGUUGUGUAACGGCCACUCUGCACCAGUAAACAGUGGUUAGGGGCGAGGACGCCUCCACUGAAUCUAAUUAAACUGGAGGGGAAUGCAGGGCACCGAUGUAAUUCACCCACACCUGGAUUUAGCCCCAGGCCCAACACCUCGACUGUAGCAAAGUGCCCUGGGAUCCUUCGACAGGACCAACAGCACUAAAUAGCAGAACCUCGCCCUCUGCCCACGAAACAGAAAUCCUCGGUGAGAACACGACAGAUUUAGCAAUGGCUAAAAAUGCAGCAGUGAAACUAUGGAGCUGGGCCAGCGUCAGUGUAAACCCCCGAGCCCGGUGACAGCUGCUGCCCGAGACCUUUCUUCACAGGCUGUACCCAGAGCGAGGCAGCAACAUUCACUUCCUUGGGUGAGCCGUACCCCGCAGAGGGGGCUCUGUUCUCUGCCUUGCCCCCCGCCCCCACCAUCAACACGGAGUGCCCCUACAGCCAGUCAGUAUCUAGAGAGCCAAUGUAGGCGGGUGCCAAAGAUCGCCCUAGCAUCUGCUCUCGUAAGGUUAAUGCAUCCAUCACCCUGAGAAGCUUGUCUACAUGGCGAGUUAUUCUGGAAUAGCUGUUCCUGAUUAACUCCAUGUACGGCUGCUCUUAUUGCAGAAUAAGAGAGUCUUAUUCCUGAUUAUCUUCAUCCAUUUAGGAAGUGCAUUAAACUAAAGUGCUUUAAAUUUACACCCUAUCUUAUUCCAGAUGAACUUUCAUGUGUAGACAACCCUAAAAACGACUGUAAUCCUCAACGCUCACCAAACGCAGAAACACAGAACUUUGUAAUGUCAUCAUGGCCUGAUCCACUGUCAACGGAGAGGAAAUAGAAGCUUCUGAACGACUCCUUAAAAGGACUAAUCAGCAGUGAGAGAUCCUCUGGGUGAAAGCGACUCUGCUGGUAAGGACUCGCUGCAGAGAAACCACACGGAGCAGAGGAAGUCGUUGACCGACCAUCUCGAAGGAGUCUCUUUUCUAUCACUCGCUGUCAGAAAUUCGCCUCCGCUGUCAUCUUGGGGUGUCAAGAGCAGGGAGGGUGACAUGAAAUAUUCCAGCUAUUAACAGCGACCGGUGCAGCUGAUUCUCUCUUCUGGAACCAGAUCAUGAGGAUCUCCUUGUGUUUGCUGCUUUUCUCUGUGGUACACGGUGGAGGUUGCAAAGAAAUGGAAGUGGCUGCAAUUGCAGGGGAAUCCGUCCAGUUACUGCCAGUGAAAUUGCCAGAGCCGUGGACAGAAAUGACCUGGGAGGUUACACUAGACUCAGCAGAGACGUAUCGGAUUGUAACAUUUAAUAAAACGGGUCCCCCUAACCUUGGGUCAUCCCCACAUUUUAUCAACAGAGUCACUUUCCACCCUGAGAAUUUCUCACUGCAGAUUGAUCCCCUUAAUAAGUCAGACAGUGGCCUCUAUACCUUGCUAAUUGACACUGGAGGAGGCCAUGAAGACAUCACAAAGUUCCGUGUCUCUGUGUUUGACCGAGUCCAGCAGCCAAACCUCACGGUGCUCUCUGCCCACACGGAGCUCGGCCAGUGCAACGUUACCCUGUCCUGCUCGGUGCCCGGCGCUGACAGAGUCACCUACGACUGGUACCAAGGCACGUCCCAGAUCCCGUCUGACAGGGACCAUCAGCUCCCUGGGCACCAAUCCCUGCUGCUCGUAGUGAUUAAUGCAGACAGCAGUGACGCCUUCUACCGAUGUAACGCUAGUAACCGAGCCAGCUGGGGCGCAGACACUGUAGAUGUCAAAUCAUUGUGUGACUUCCCAGCCACAGCCCCAACUCCUGGAGUCAGGAGACAAGACUUUUUUCAGAAAGUCCCACUGUGGGCAAUUGUUGCUGCAGGGCUGGGGCUGCUGCUUCUGCUCACGGUGCUCGCCCUCAUCUUCCUCUGCAAGCAUCGGAAGAAGCGACGCUCCUGCAAAGAGGGUGACUCGCCCAUCACCAUCUACGAGGAAGUGGAGGACGCCCGCCCCAGAAGAAACGCUAACGGAAAUGCACAGAACAGAAGUGUAGGAAACACCAUCUACGCUGAGAUCAACUGCAACCCGCAAGUCGGAGACUUCACGGUGUACGCUUCUGUCCAGAGGCCUCCUUCUGUCAAGAAGAAGAAAAUCAACCCGUCCUUCAUCUCGACCAUCUACACGGAGGUUCAAGAAGCCCCUUCCAGACCCAGGCAGCCUCAAAAGCAGCGCUCAUCUUCACCUAAUCCUGGGCAUCUGUAUUCCUAGCUUCCGCAGCCCCUCGCAGCAGGACACUACCUUCCUUUCUUUAAAGGCCUUUUCCCCGUGGAGCGACUCCUUGCUGAUGGACAGACCUCCACCUGUGCAGAUAAGCACAGCUAUGAUCUGACCUGCUUGGAUGUACAAGACUUGGGGUUCUUCCUCCUUGUGCUCAGGGCGGAAAUAACACAAUAACAGCGUCUUCAUUCAUAUCAUGCAGUCCCAGGCCAAACCGUGAAGGCUCAUUGAAAACAAAUACACAGAAGGAGCAGAGAACAGAUACCUGAACUUGUCUUUCAUUGGGAAAGGUUGUUUGAGAAGGUUUGAUGUGGAAAGAUGGUUGGUUUGGGGGUAUUUUUUUGUUAAUUUCAACUGGUUCAACACUCCUGUGCAGUUUGCAUGCAGGGAUGUGUAGAGAUUUAACUGCA